AUGAAGUUCUCCCAACACCAUCCCUCGCCCUUCUCGAGCCUCUUCCAAGGCCAGCGCCGCGCCGCGUUCAAGGGCCACCUCCUCCGCUCCGGCACCUUCAUCCGCAACCACACCGCCCGCCUCUUCUCCCAGUCCUCCCCCAACCAGUACUCCGACCCCGGCACCCGCGCACCGCUCUACAAACGGCUUUUCGAUGCAUGGCAAAACACCCCCACAAAAUGGUACCCGCUGCCGGUAGCUGCGGGCGCGCUGCUCCUCGUCAUCAUCCAGUACCGGAGAAAGUCGACCGCGCGUGAGGUCGUCGUCGACGAGCAUGGGCACGAAGUCAUCAAACUUAAAGGACCUUGGCAUGUGCAUGUCAUCGGCGCUCUCCCGCUCCGCAAUCUCUCCCGCGUGUGGGGGUACAUGAACUCUUUCGAACUCCCGGUCUGGUUCCGUCCUUAUGGCUUUCAAAUCUACUCUGUAAUCUUCGGCUGCGACCUGGACGAAAUCGACCCAGACGACCUCAAGCAAUAUGCCAGUCUGGGAGACUUCUUUUAUCGGAAACUGAAGGACGGCGCGCGACCAAUAUCCGACUCGAUACUGGUCAGCCCGGCCGAUGGCCGCGUACUCCACUUCGGCAUCAUCAAAGACGGCCGAAUAGAGCAGAUCAAAGGCAGCACUUACUCGCUCGACGCUCUCCUUGGCGUCGCCCGCCCCAACAACCCCGCCGCGCAGUCAAUCGAGUUCCCGGACGGCGCGAUGGAGGAGGUCAACCACCGGCACUUCGCCGAGAUCAACGGCAUCGAGUACUCCCUGCACGAGCUCCUCGGCGCCCCCACGCCCUCCUCGUCCGGCACGUCCACACCCGUCUCCGGUGCCAUUGUGCCCCGCCCCGCCGCCGCCGCGAACGAGAAGAAGCACGGGGAGCGCACCGACGCCUCCGUCCCGCGCGAGCAGUCGCUCCCCGACGCCGCCGUCUCCGACGCGAGCAUGGCGACCGAGGUCGGGAUCCGCCCCAGCGGGCUCCGCCGCGACAGCUUCACGAGCGUGCGCACGCGCCCGGGCAACGACACGUUCUUCAUGGUCAUCUACCUCGCGCCCGGCGACUACCACCGCUUCCACAGCCCCGCGGCGUGGGUCGUCGAGCGUCGGCGGCACUUCGUCGGCGACCUUUUCUCCGUCUCGCCGUGGAUGGCGAAGCGGCUCGAGAACCUGUUCGUGCUCAACGAGCGCGUCGCGCUCCUCGGCCGCUGGAAGCACGGCUUCUUCAGCAUGGUCCCCGUCGGUGCGACCAACGUUGGUAGCAUCAAGAUCAACUUCGACAAGGACCUCCGCACAAACGUCGGCUCCCGGCGCGGCCACCCCGCGGGCACGUUCACCGAGGCCGUGUACUCGGGCGCGUCGCCGCUGCUCAACGGCCAGCCGCUCCCGAAGGGCCUCGAGAUGGGCGGCUUCUGCCUCGGCUCCACCAUCGUCCUCGUCUUCGAGGCCCCGCACGACUUCGACUUCGCGGUCAGCGCCGGCCAGAAGGUCAAGGUCGGCCAGACGCUCGGCGACAUCGCCGCGUCCCCCCACCACUGA
Epithele typhae is the source of this 1563-nucleotide messenger RNA. Its product is annotated as phosphatidylserine decarboxylase. The transcript is spliced from 6 exons. NCBI's taxonomy places the organism in Eukaryota, Fungi, Basidiomycota, Agaricomycetes, Polyporales, Epitheliaceae. The record is from RefSeq and is a predicted model, not a curated record. The coding region runs from base 1 to 1563 and encodes 520 amino acids. Gene Ontology annotation, cellular component: mitochondrion. Gene Ontology annotation, molecular function: phosphatidylserine decarboxylase activity. Gene Ontology annotation, biological process: phosphatidylethanolamine biosynthetic process.